AUGACAACCAUCGCCUUUUUCGGAGCAACCGGCGGCUGCGCCAACGCCUGCCUGACCUACACCCUUCUCAACGGCUACAACGCCAGAGCCCUAGCCCGUACCCCCUCAAAACUCACGACGCUACUCCUCUCACAGCCUGGCAUAACACAGGAGAUUCUCUCUCGCCAGCUCGAAAUAAUCGAAGGCGACGCAACAGAUGUGGAAAGCAUCACAAAAACCCUCAUCACCAACUCCGACACCAAUAGCGCAACCAGUGGCGCUUGUACUCUUGUAACAAACAUAAUCUCCGGCCUAGGCGGCGCCCCUACAAUGUCCUUCACCAAGGAAUCAAAAUGCGCAAAGACUCAGAUGCGCAUGCCUGCGCUGCCGCAUAUUGAGCUCUCGAACCCACAUAUCACAGAACAGGCGACACGCGCGCUGCUGCAGGCGCUGGCAAAGAUUGCUUCUGAGCGGUUUGCCUCGUUUGAGGCGUAUCGUGCUGUUGCACCAAGAGUCACUGUGAUCUCGACGACGGGGCAUUUGCCUGGUAGUAAGGAUGUGCCGUUCUGGUUCAGACCUAUGUACUCCCUGCUCUUGCCGAUCCCGCAUGCGGAUAAGCUGCAGAUGGAGAGAUUGCUCGAUAAGGAGGUUGAGCUGGGGCAUGCUGGGGUGCUUGCUGCUGGAGUCGUUGUUGUGAGGCCGAGCUUUUUGACGGGUGAUCAUCGGGUUCCUGUUCGUGAGGGAGAGGAAAGUGGCGAAGGGGUGGGACUGGAGAAAGUGAGGGUUGGGACGGAGAGGGCUCCUGCUAUUGGGUAUACGAUUUCACGGGCUCAGGUUGGUGGGUGGAUUUUUGAGGAGAUUGUUAAAGGUGCUGGAGGGAAAUGGGUUGGGGAGAAGGUUACUAUCACUACUUGA
Molecule: messenger RNA, 894 nt
Organism: Penicillium samsonianum
Lineage: Eukaryota; Fungi; Ascomycota; Eurotiomycetes; Eurotiales; Aspergillaceae
Exons: 1
Coding region: 1-894 (297 amino acids)
Source: RefSeq, a predicted model, not a curated record